CCUUCAUUCCAAAACAUUUUCUACAUUCUUUUCACCUCUUCGUUAUUUUCAAGUUCAUUCUUGGGCAACAAGGCCCACGCAUUCCCUGACGGAGACGCUCUCGCCAUCCCAGAAUCUUCUCCCCUCAUGUACGCAUCCCCAAAAACCAUCGCCGAGCCCCCUUCAGUAGGUGGUUCUCGCGAUGAUGCCUUGCCUGAGGGAGAUGGCUGGGAUGGCGCCCCAACCCCUUUAGAAGGUGGCUCCAACGAUGAUGUCCUGGACGAGGGAGAGGGUUCUUGGGGUGCCCCGACCCCUUCUAGCACAAACUCUUUUGUUAGUGUCCCCGUUGUUAAAGACACCCCAGCCGUGAACAUGUUCGUGCAGUCGGCCAUGGUGGCCUCCAUGUCAAAGACGGAAGACUUCAUCCAUGACGUGAUCGAGAAGCGUCUGAAAGACCCAAACACCGACGGGGUGAGGAAAGAGUGCCUGAAGAUGUGCAAGGACGUGUACGAGGAUUCAAUGAAGGCAAUGAAGAAAACAGUGGAGGACACAAAGGAUGGAAAUCUUUACAAGGCGAACGUAGACAUGAGCGCCAUGUCCACUGACAUUGACACGUGUAAGGAUUGCAUGGGACAUGUUUACAACAAGAACGACCCCGAGUUUAAGAAGUUCUCCGCUUGGAUUGACGGCAUGGCAAACGAUUGCCUUGACAAGAUAACCGGACUAGGAGAUUAAUAAUAUCCAUGGGGAUAUGUACUUCCAGUUAGAAAGCAGAAUAUAGAGUAUGUACUACCUUAUUUUAUUGCACAUUAAGAAGUGCAAACUUACACAGUUACACUAGUUAUAUAGGCUAAUGAAAGAAGAAGAAAAAGAUCAUAAUGUUGGGUAGGAAAUGUGGAAGUAGUUAUGUAUUUAUUGAGGGUAAGGAUUUAAUUAGAUUUGACAACUUGUAUACUCCAUAUCUGAAAAAUCAAUGGAGAUUAGUUUU
Molecule: messenger RNA, 967 nt
Organism: Cuscuta campestris
Lineage: Eukaryota; Viridiplantae; Streptophyta; Magnoliopsida; Solanales; Convolvulaceae
Source: the annotation of a GenBank genome assembly